ACAUUGCAGCACGCAGGCAUGGCAUCUACUAUGACAGGCUCGUCCCAAGUCCCAACCAAAGAUCAACAUUUUUUCGGAACAGUAACUGAUGUUUUUUUGUCUUCGUCUUUGUACAAAACGUGGCAAUGUGAUCUAAAAAUAUACUCCGUGUAUAGAUCUUUUUGGCAGCAAAAACAAAACGUAAAUCACAGUCAAUAUGAGUACGACCUAAAGAUAUAUAUAUAUAUAUAUAUAUAUUGAUCUCUGCGCCUCUUAAACUCUCUUCACAGUGUGGAUGCAUGGGUUCUUGAGUGUGUUUCUAGUCACACUCAAGUGCUAGUAAUUCGGACACUGCUACUGGCUGGCUUUUGAUAGUACAAGGGGUGGUGGCGAGAGUGAAUGCAUUUGGGCUUUGGAUAAUAAAUCGUGCCACCCACCGGCCAGCCAGCCAUGGAUGGACUCGUUGUCACUCGGUCCUAGCGCUGCGCCAGCACAGCACCCACCCCCAACGAACCACACCACAAUCUCCCUCACAAUGAUGAGCAGCUGCGGCUUCACUCUUCACUCGCUCGCCGCUGUCGCCGAGAGCUCCCUGACGCGCUGAGGGCCUGAGGCUCGCAGGCGGGGAGCAGGGAGGCAAGAAAGAAAGGAGGGGGGGAGAGAGACAGGGACGCCAUGCGCGCGCUCCGGCCGCCGCCGGGAGGCUCGCCGGCACCGGCGCCGUCUCCGUACCAGUCGCCGUCCCCGUCCCCGGCGGCACUGAUGGCCGCCGUCAUCAUCAGCUCGCCUCCUUCCCCCGGUGACUCCAUGGGGUCGCCGGGACAGGCGCCCGCGCCGGCGCCAGAGCCGUCUGCCGCGGAGACUGCCUUCACGAGCGGGGCGCGGCGAGUCAGCGGCGGGCUGAGCCCGCCGCUCAUCGCGAUGCUGGCGGUGGUGGGGGCCGCUCUCCUAGUGGUCCUCUACGCGCGUCUGGCCCGCCGCGUGCUCCGCGCGGCCCGCCGGCAAUGGCGCGGGUGGCGGCGCCGCCGCCUGCUGCGCCUCGUCCUCCCCGGCGCCGGCGGCUCCGUGUCCUCCCCAGCGAACGACUCCUUCGCGUCCUUCACCACCUACGACAACUACUACCACACCUUCUCCCCCUACUCGGGCCUCGACGACGCCGCCAUCAAGUCGCUCCCCUCCGCGCACUUCUUCUUCCCCACCUCCGGCGCCGCGGCCGCCCGCGACUGCGCCGUGUGCCUGCUGGAGUUCGCGGACGGCGACGAGCUCCGCGCGCUGCCGCUCUGCGCGCACGCCUUCCACGCCGACUGCAUCGACGUCUGGCUCCGCGCGCACGCCACCUGCCCGCUCUGCCGCGCCGCCGUCGCGCUCCCGCCGCCGCUCGCCUCCCCACCGCAGCACCACCGCUCCUCCGCCAGGCGCGUCCGGCCCAGCCUCGACGACCUCCUCUUCUUCCAUCCCGUCCCUCCCCCGCCGCCGAUUCUUCCCCCAAACGACGCCGAGGAGAUCACGGCGGCCAUGGCCAGCCCCGAGAGCAGGCAGCUCAACCCGAGGGAUUUUCUGCUCAAGCGCUCCUACUCCUUCGGGUUCGAGCGGAACAUCAUGGGCGGCGCCAUGGACCAGGCCGUCGCGGCCACGGCUUCCCCUCCAUGGCGCUACCGCCUGGGCGUCGGCGGCAGAGAAGACGGCCGCGGCGGCUUUGGGCGGAGCUUCUGGAGCAAGCGCUGGCCGUCCCCGUUCGGCGGCGCGGCGGCAGCGCGCGUCUUCUCGUUCCGCUCCGCCGCCGCCGCCAAGUCCUCCUCCCCCUUCUCCCGCCGCCGGGGCAGCGCCGCGGCCGCACCCGGAGCAGGCGGCGGCUUCUUCAUGUCCCUCUCCUCCGAGCCGCCGUCGAUCCUCGCCGGCGCCAGGCGCAGCGGCCGCGCGUCCAGCCGCCUCCGCUGCGGCGACCCCGAGGCGCUGCUCUCGCCGGACCGCCUCAGCCGCUAACCGCCGCCGGUGGCCACGAUGGUGGUGGGCCAGCGAGCUGGCGUGGACGGAGGGAGGAAGAGGACAGCAGCAAUGGCGCGAUUAAAUGCGCGGCCUGCCGAGGGAAAUUAAUGGCGGGAGGACGAGGCGGGGUCCCCUG
Brachypodium distachyon (stiff brome) is the source of this 2101-nucleotide messenger RNA. Its product is annotated as RING-H2 finger protein ATL65. The coding region runs from base 655 to 1962 and encodes 435 amino acids. NCBI's taxonomy places the organism in Eukaryota, Viridiplantae, Streptophyta, Magnoliopsida, Poales, Poaceae. The record is from RefSeq and is a predicted model, not a curated record. Gene Ontology annotation, molecular function: transferase activity. The transcript has a single exon. Gene Ontology annotation, biological process: protein ubiquitination.